GUAGACGCACAGCGUGUCUCCUCCUCAGCAGCUCCGGCAGAGAGAGAGAGAAGAAUAGAGGAAAAGGGAAUGGGAUUGAGUAUGUAGAGACGAGGUAACGUGAGGAAAAACAUGAGGAUAACGGGCUAUUUUAAACUUUUAAAUGUAAAUUUUCUAAAUUUUUAAACUAAAUUCACCUUUUAAAAAGAGAAAAUUACACAUAAGGCUUAUCAUAUCGGGGGAGUUUUUCCUUCUUUUUUCCACCCUGAGGGAUAUUUGCUCGGGAGAGGAGAGGAGAGGAGCCUCUUUGUGAAUCCUGUUUAACUAGGAUAAAAGCCCCGUCACAGAGUGGAGUGGAGUGGAGUUGAGUGGUGGUUUCGUCUGACCUUUAACCUCAAUAGGAAGGAGAGAAAACCACUUCAGAGAUGGAGCAGGUAUCAGACGACGAGUUGGACCACGGAGCCGAGGAGGACAGCGAUAAGGAGGACCAGGACCUGGACAAGAUGUUUGGGGCUUGGCUCGGGGAGCUGGACAAGCUUACACAGAGUCUGGAUGACGGCAGGCCUCAGAAACCGCUGCAGAAGCCUCCUCUCAGGCAGGAGACCAACAUGGCCAACUUCUCCUACCGCUUCUCAAUGUACAACAUAAACGAGGCGUUGAACCAGGGCGACACAGUGGACCUGGACGCCCUGAUGGCCGACCUGUGCUCCAUCGAGCAGGAGCUCAAUACCAUCUCCAAACCAAACUCGGCGCCUCGCGGCCAGAACAAAGGCCAGCAGCGGGGCCCUGGGGGGCGCAGUGCCAGCACCAAGCACCCAGGCACCAGCGGAGGGGGAAGCAGCGGAGGAAGCGCCAGUAGCAGUACCCGCGCAUCGCCGGCCAACACAGUGCGAGGCGGCAGCGUUAACGCCCGCCCCGCGGCCUCCAACAUCUCCCUGGACGACAUCACCUCCCAGCUGGAGAAGGCCUCCCUCAGCAUGGACGAGGCGGCGCGUCAGACCUCCUCCUCUUCCUCCUCGUCCUCCUCUUCUUUCUCCUCCACCACGCUGCGGCGGCCCUCGUCGGGGUCGUCCGGCGGCGGCCAGCACAGGAGGACGGGCUCGGUGGGCGCCGUCAGCGAGCAGGAGGCUCCGUCCCAGCGGUCCAGUGUAAAUUCAGCGUGUGCCUCAGCGUCCAGCAUGGACUCCCUGGACAUUGAUAAAGUGAUGGCGGGCGGAGAAGCAGAAGGCAGCCCGAGCUCACAGGGACAGAACCAGACCAGCACAGAGCAUGUCACACUGCGACGGCCCAGACGGCAGCUUGACUUCACCUCACGAGAGGGUGAAGUGGAUCGGGCCACUCACUCCUAUCUGGACCGAGAAACCUCGCUCAUUCUGAAAAGCAUAGCAGGAAAGCCUUCUCACCUCCUGACCAAGGAGGAGCAAGCUGCCAAAUUGAAGGCGGAGAAGAUCCGAGUCGCCCUGGAAAAAAUCAAGGAGGCACAGGUCAAAAAGCUGGUGAUCCGGGUCCACAUGUCCGACGAGAGCUCCAAGACCAUGAUGGUGGACGAGCGGCAGACGGUCAGGCAGGUGCUGGACAGCCUGCUGGAUAAGUCCCACUGUGGCUACAGCCCUGACUGGUCUCUAGUGGAAACCAUCACUGAGCUACAGAUGGAGCGCAUUUUUGAGGAUCAUGAGAACCUGGUGGAGAAUCUAUUAAACUGGACCCGGGACAGCCACAACAAGCUCAUGUUCAUCGAACGCAUCGAGAAAUACGCUCUGUUCAAGAACCCUCAGAACUAUUUGCUGGGGCGGAAGGAGACAUCGGAAAUGGCUGACAGGAAUAAGGAGGCUUUAUUAGAGGAGUGUUUCUGCGGCGGCUCGGUGUCGGUGCCGGAGAUCGAGGGCAUCCUGUGGCUGAAGGAGGACGGGAAGAAGUCGUGGAAGAAGCGCUACUUCCUCCUCAGGGCUUCGGGGAUCUACUACGUCCCCAAAGGCAAAGCCAAGGCAUCCAGAGAUCUGGUGUGCUUCCUGCAGCUGGACCAUGUGAACGUGUAUUACGGCCAGGACUACCGCAGCAAGUACAAGGCUCCUACUGACUACUGCCUGGCCCUGAAGCAUCCACAAAUCCAGAAGAAGUCGCAGUACAUCAAGUAUCUGUGCUGUGACGAUGUCAGGACCCUGCACCAAUGGGUGAAUGGUAUUCGCAUCGCCAAGUACGGCAAGCAACUAUAUGUGAACUACCAGGAAGCCAUGAAGAGGACAGAGGCGGCCUACGAUUGGUCCUCUCUCUCUACCUCCAGCAUCCGAUCAGGCUCCAGCUCCGCCAGCAUACCUGAGUCCCAGUCUAAUCACUCAGGCCAUUCAGACAGUGGAGUGGACACGGGCUCCUCUCAUGGCCGGUCCCAGAGCGUGGUGAGCUCCAUUUUCUCCGAGGCCUGGAAGAGAGGCACCCAGAUCGAGGAAAGCUCCAAGCAUAUGAGAAUGGAGACGUCGAGAGGGGCCACGCUGCCGCACGCUUCCCACAGUCACCGGCAUCACAGCCAGCAUUCGGCUGAUCACCCAGCCCUGACGCCUCCUCCCCAGCCGCAACCUCAACCUCAGCCCCACCAACAGCACCCACCGCAGCAUCAGCACCCCCAGACACCGACCCAGCAACAACACCAGCACCUGCCUCCCCAGCACCUGCCUCCGCAGCAUCAGUCUCCUCAACAAGCCGCGCAGCCGCCAACCCAGUACCUGCCUCCCCAGCAUCAGUCUCCUCAACAAGCCCAACAGCCGCCACCGCAGUACCUGCCUCCCCAGCAUCAGUCUCCUCAACAAGCCCUGCAGCCGCAGCCGCCACCCCAGUACCUGCCUCCUCAGCAUCAGUCUCCUCAACAAGCCCAACAGCCGCCACCCCAGUACCUUCCUCCUCAGCAUCAGUCCCCUCAACAAGCCCCGCAGCAGCAGCCGCCACCUCAGUACUCUCAGCGCCCUCAGCAGUCACCGCAGUCUCCGCAGCCGCCGCAGCAGCCACCGACCAUCAGCAGCUACAACCACAUGCCCCCACAGCAGCAGCAGCAGCAGCAGCAGCAACAACAGCUGGCUCCUUCACCCCCACCUCCUCCUCCUCCUCCGCCUCCCCCUCCUCCCCCACCCCCAGUUCAGAUCGUGUCGCAUCACUCGCCGGCUCCACUCAUGUACAAGUUCAGCACCAUCACCAGGCUGCAGAACCAGAUGGCCUCCCAGUCGGCCAAUCACAACAGGUUGCCCAGUCACCUCCACGCGAUAGGUCAUCAGGUUCUACCCAUGGGUGCGACGCCGCUCGCAGCAGCCGUCAAACCCAAUGUGAACCACAUUGCGGCAAGGACUAAUGUCCCGCCUCCCCCUCCUCCUCCGCCUCCGCCGUCCAUGCCGACGCCAGGGUCAGCCAUGGCUGUGUUGAGGCUGGGCCCCCACAGCCCAGCUGCUCCGCCUGCCUUCAUUCCUCCGCCCCCAGCCGCACCUCCACCUGCGCCACAGACCAAUGGAUUAUCAUUUCCUCCCCCUCCGUCUCCCCCGCCAGCACCUCCCGCACCGGCUCCCAUGAGCCAGCCUCUUUACCCCAACGGGCUGAAGCACACACUGAAGGAAAGGUUUCCCAGCCCGCCACGCGACCUCCUCUCUCCAAACGGAGACCUUGAGGAGUCCCCGCCGCCUGCACCCGCUCCACCGCCCCCACCUCCUCCGCCGCCACCUCCGCCACCACCUCCUCCUCCUCCCCAGCAGUCCCCAGUGCCAGCCCAGUUCCCACCUCCUCCUGCACCGCCACCAGCGCCACCCAAAACCUUCACCCCAGGAUUUGUCCCUCAUACUGCCCCCAAACCCGUGUCACCCGUCUCCCCGUUUCCUCCCGCCCCGCCUCCCGCUGCCCUGAGUGGCCCGACCCCACCGCCACCACCACCCCCUCCACCUGCACCCUUCAAGAAGCAGUUCAGCCUCCAGGCGAGCCACAUCUCCGGCCAACCGCCUCCGACUCUCCCCAAGCAGCACAGCCUGUCUAAACAAGCGCCCAUCUGCACGGGAGCCGCUCCGACCAUGUCGUUGGUGAAACAACUAGCGAGUCAGUUUCCGGGAGCUUCAUCCAAAGCAGCCAAUCACACGGAGAGCCCCAAAGCCCCCCUCUCCCCACCUGCAGUCAAGACCAAACCAAGGUGGCAGCCCGGGGGUGGCCAACAGCUGCAGUCUCCAGAGUUCCCCCCUCCUCCGCCAGACAGCAACGUCGGCUUCCCCGCUCCUACACCUGCGCCUCCUCCUCCUCCUCCACCACCUCCCCCAGCCCCCGUCACAGGCCCGACUCCACCUCCUCCUCCUCCACCACCUCCCCCAGCCCCCGUCACAGGCCCGACUCCACCUCCUCCUCCACCACCACCUCCCCCAGCCCCCAUCACAGGCCCGACUCCACCUCCUCCUCCCCUCCCUCCUGGAAACCUGGGCUCCCCCUUGAGGAGGUCACCCUCUGGAUCCUCUAAUUUCGGAGGCAAGAAAGCCCCUCCCACCCCGCAGAGGGCCUCCAGCAUCAAGUUCAACGCCUCCUACGAGGAAUCCAGGAGGAACUUGCUCAGCAAGUUUGCUCCCCAGAACAGCGGCCCUCCUUCUUCCCCGUGUCCCGCGUCCUCCUCCACCAGAUCCCCUUCCAAGGACCCUCCAACUGGACCCCCUGCUCCGCCGAAACCAGGCAAACUCAACCUGGCCAACCUGCCCUUGGCGCUCCAGGCCAAAGUGAGCCAGGUAAAGCAAACAGGUGGUGACUUCCCUUGUCCACCACCUGAUUGCGCCUACUUCCCACCUCCUCCACCGGCCUCUGAGCUCUUCCCCCCUCCUCCACCUCCUGGUGGUGACGCCCAUAGCGGAGGACCUCCUAGGGUAGCCGUGGUCAACCCCCAGCCCCAGGCUCCCCCUCCUCCUCCGCCCGUCUCCCUCGUCAGCAACUCGACAUGGGGGAAGAGCUCACUGAAAAAGACUCCUCCACCAACACUCGGGCGGCGUAGUAACGCCACCCCGGAGCCGCCUCCGCUCUCACCGCCUGCACCCACCUCCCCAAAGGGCAGCUCAGGCACGCCCAAUUUCCUGGAUGAUCUCCACCGGACACUGAAGCGAAAGUCAGUGGGUCGCCAAGGCUCUCUCAACUCGGCCGGCCUCUCGGGCAAGUUGGAACCCGCGGGAACAAUGGACGACAUGGCGCUGCCUCCGCCGCCCCCCGAGCUGCUCCUGGACCAAGGAAAGCAAAGCAACGGAGGAAACGGCGGCUACAUGUCCGGAAACAUCUCAGGCUAUGCAACACUACGACGCGGACCCCCACCUGCACCACCCAAACGGGGGGACGCCACCAAACUUACUGGAGAGUGUUGAACUUGGCGAUCGGGACACUAUAAAGAUGGAUGAAUAGACAAUGAGAGAAUAUAUGGAAGUGAACAUUCAUUAGUGAAAUGGGAGCGAAUUCCUGAAUUCCUUCUGGGAUCACAAUGAUACUGUGUAUAUACUAAAACCCCAACCAGACCAUGGUCAAUUCGUUUGCUAAUUAUUGUUUUUUAACAUGCUUGGCAUUCUGGAUCAGUGGGGUUUACAUUAUCGGGACAAUUAAGACUGGAGCAGGUAAGUUUGACGUCACAGAAAUGGUUUCUGUGAUCGUCUAAACUCUCUGGAAGACUAUUGUACUGCCCUGUAUGGUAAACCCCACCCAUCUGGUACACCAAGCACAUUUAAAUAAACACUAAUAAGAACUGUGCAAAUAUUACUGGAUCCAGGUCUGAGCCAAAACCAUGUUAUCCGCUUCUUUGCCAUACGUUUGUGCCACGUACUGGAGAAAAAAAAAAUCUUUCUGCUUUGGUACUGCAUGGACUUCAUGUACGAACGAGCUGUAAAACACAAAAGCUGUUCCGGUGUGUGUGUGUGCAUGAGCGAAAGAAGAGAAACUGGAUAUGCAUACGUGCAUUGUGUGCAUGCAUGUGUGUACGAUUAUAUGGCGGUGAAGUAGUUAACCAUUAGAGAAAGGCCUUCGUGAAGCGGGGACGGUUUGCUUUUAUAUAAAAAAUUAUUUAAUGAUCGAUAAAUGGAAGGAUUUUUUUUUUGUUUUUUACGAGUCUGUCUUUUAAUAGAUGGUCAACAAAGUCUAGAGAGGAACAAAACGAAUGUAUAUGGGAAGGUGUAAUUGACACAUGAAGGCAGUGACUCAGCAAAAAAAACGUUAAAAUCUGUCGUCCCAAGCAUUUCUAGACUCACCACAAAUCAGAAGGAAGCCUUAUCCCCAAAGUCUUGCACAGAGGUCAAAAGCAGAAAGGAGAUUUCUUCCAAAUGCUCAGCAAAGUCUGAACUGUGCAACUGGAACAAAAAAAAAAAUUUUUUUUUUUUAUUUAAUGGACUGUAAAUGGAGGAGGAGGCCUGAGACGGUGUAUCUUCAUUGGACUGUGUGAGUUCCCCGUGCGUUGGCUUGAUUUUUGGACCUUUAUCCUUCAGUUUGUACCUGUACAGUUGCAGCUGCUACUCCGUUUACUGUUGGUCCCCCCCCCCCGCCGCCUUCUAAAGUCACAUGGUCUCGCAAUUCACGAAGUCGAAUGUACAGGUUGGAUUCAGUCAUGUGAAGUAUACUCCAUCUUACCCACACAAGGUGAUCCCCGUUGAAAAAGAUGUCUGGUUAAUGUACAGAGCGUUAAAUCAUAACUGGCAUUAGACUGAAUGUUGCUCGUCUAUCGUUAAAAGUGGAUCAUGAAGGGUUUUCAUUUCAAGCAGCGAUGCCUUCAUUUUUAGGGGUGCUAGUCGUGUCCUUUAAAGGAACUCAUCACCAACAAUGUCCUUGUGUGCCAGGAUGACAUAUCAUUAAUAUUUCAGACCCGUUUAAACUGGUUUUAAAUUGGCUUCAGUGUGGAAAUGUGUGCUUGAAGUGUCAUGAUUUCCCACACGAGCCCCAACAUCUUUUUGUCCUGCUCGGCCCACGGCGGUUCGAUCGCCCCGCUCGGAGCGCAAGCGUGCCGUUUCUUAUAACUGAAUAUCAUUGUCUUUAACAGGAUGUUUGCUACAGUACAGUAUGUAAGUUAUUGAUGUGCUGAUGUGAACAUGUGGGGCCAAGUGAAAUGAAGAAAAAUGGUUGCAGAUGUGUCCUCCUGCAUAUAAACUGAAAAAUCACAAUAUAAAUGUUCAAACCAGA
Sebastes umbrosus (honeycomb rockfish) is the source of this 7122-nucleotide messenger RNA. It is a transcript of the gene raph1b, whose product is annotated as Ras association (RalGDS/AF-6) and pleckstrin homology domains 1b. Gene Ontology annotation, biological process: signal transduction. Bases 405 to 5330 code for a protein of 1641 amino acids. Gene Ontology annotation, cellular component: cytosol; plasma membrane. The transcript has 18 exons. The record is from RefSeq and is a predicted model, not a curated record. NCBI's taxonomy places the organism in Eukaryota, Metazoa, Chordata, Actinopteri, Perciformes, Sebastidae.